CCAGGCGGGAAAUUCAAAAAAGAAAACUAACAUUUUCACCAUGGCUCCUACGCUCCACAACUACCUGUUUAUUCAGCUAAUAGUCCUCCCUAAAGGGCUCUCUCAGCUGGUGAGAACACAGCAGGUUGUCACAGCAACCCUGGGAGAAGAUGCAGUCUUAACCUGUGAGCUCAUGACACUCAAAAACGUGCGGCAAGUCACCUGGCAAAAAGUGACAACUGAGGCGAAUGAAAAUGUGGCCACCUACAGCCAACGCGGUUCCCAUGUCAACCCACCUUUUAAGGGGAAAGUGGAGUUUGAAUACGUGGGACUGCAGAACUGCUCUAUCGUCAUCAGAGGAGUGUCAAGAGGAGACGAGUCCUGCUACAAGUGUCUGUUUAACACCUUUCCAGAUGGACCUAUCAGUGGAACAACCUGUCUCAAAGUAAAUGAGCUGUAUGGACCCUCACUCCUCAUCACACAAACCAACAACAGUCACACCACUCUGUCCUGUUCUGCUACUGGACGACCUGCUCCUAUAGUAACCUGGGAAGACACAGAAAUUCUAGAAAAUUCCACCAUGGUUGAUGUCACCCAUCUCAAUGGAACUGUCACUGUCACCAUAACUUCCACGCUGGCAGCAUUCAGUCUACUUGACAAAGACACCAGUGUUGGCUGCAUGGUGUCACUGUUCUCUGGGGGUGUCACCAAGAACGUAUCCAUGGUUAUUCCAGCUAGCAAUCAAGCUUCAUUUCCUGAUGUACCUGAGGUCACUGAUGGUGACAGGAUCAGUGUAAUUGGUGCAGUGAUGGGUUCACUGUGUUUCAUUGGUGUGUGCUGUGGAGCUGCUGUGGCACUGUGGUGGUGGUGCAAACGGAGAAAUACAACGAGAAGCCAAAUUCCCACAGCCAAUGAACAGGAACAGGAACUAUCAACAGUCAACCAUCAACAUGAUGACCCUGAAAUCCACAGGUCUAAUCUAACAGUAAGACACACAUUCUAAUUAACAGUAGGGUUUAUGAUUUCAAGUAAACAUUGUUUGUACUUACUGUACAACAAGCUUACAAGCAAUAUUACUCUCAGUACAUGUCGCAAGUGUACCUCAGUUUAUAUUUUAUUUUUAUUGCUACUAUGGUGUGUUUCGUGUGUAUGCUUUGAAAGUAAAUGUGUAUAUCUACAUGUUACCUCUUGGUGGGUUGGGGGAGAAAAGAUAAGCCAUUCUAGUUAAAUUUAUCUUUUGUUUCUGUUAGUCUUUAGUGACAUGGAUAGAAGUACAGGCUGCUGUCAUUCUGAUCUAAGAAUAUUACUCCUGCUUAUUAUGUAGAAAAAAUACAUCUGUUUCACUUUGUAAACUAAAGGUGUGUUUAGAAUUAUUUUUGUUGUAUUAAUGCUAUUUAAUCUCUCCUCAGACUAAUAUUAUUCUGUUUGUUCUGUGGGUACCUUUGCCACUGUUCCACCCCUUGUGUAUUGCGCUGUCAUGGUGUAUGGUGUAUUUCUAUGUUUUCUAAUCUAAGAAAUAGAUUAGAAAACAUAGAAUUGUUUUUCAGCAUCAAAUGUCCUCCCUGGAGAAUAUGUAACUGUAAAUACCCACAAAGCAUUUAGGUUAGUACACUAUUACAACAGAUGAUUUGACUCUUAUCAGUAUCAUUGAUGUUAAUGUCUUUCAGGACCACAACAAUCUCCAGUACAUUCUAAAUGUAUUAGUACAACCUUAUUGGAUCAUCCUGGUAGAGUGGUAGUCAUGGUGACUGCAUACAUGCAAAUGAGUUGCAUUUUUUGCAUUGCUGCAUUGUUGUUCCAGUAUGUUAUUUGUAUUUUUUAGGGAUCCCCAUUAGCUGCUACUCUUCCUGGGGUCCAAACAUAUUGAAGCACAUACAUUACAUAUAAAACUAAAGAUAAAACACUACAUCAUAUAACAUUAUUACACUACUACAUCUCUACAAUACAACAUGUGUAAUACCACCAUACAACAAUAUCACAAUGUAUGCAUGUGUCUGUACCUUUGUGUGUCUCUUCACAGGACCCGUUGUUCCAUAAGGUGUAUUUUAACCUGCUUUUAAAACAUCUGAUUCUACUGCUUGUAUCAAUUACCAAAUGUGGAAUAGGGUUCCAUGUAGUCAUGGCUCUAUGUAGUACUGUGCACCUCCCAUAGUCUGUUUUGGACUUGGGGGCCGAAAAGAGACCUCUGGUGGCAUGUCUUGUGGGGUAUGCAUGGGUGUCCGAGCUGUGUGCAAGUAUUUUAAACAGACAGCUUGGUACAUUCAGCUUGUCAACACUUCUUACAAAAACAAGUAGUGAUGAAGUCAAUCUCUCCUCCACUUUGAACCAUGAGAGAUUUACAUGCAUGCCAUUAAUGUUAGCUCUCUGUGUAUUUUUAAGGGCCAGCCGUGCUGCCCUGUUCUGAGCCAACUACAAUUGUGGCACCUGACCACACUACUGAACAGUAGUCCAGGUGCGACAAAACUAGGGCCUGUAGGACCUGCCUUGUUGAUAGUGUUGUUAAGAAGGUAGAGCUGUGCUUUAUUAUGGACAGACUUCUCCUGAUCUUAGCUACUGUUGUAUCAAUAUGUUUUGACCAUGACAGUUUACAAUCCAGGGUUACUCCUAGCAGUUUAGUCACCUCAACUUGGUGCAUUUAAACAUCAUUCAUUUCGAGAUGUAGUUGAGGUUUAGGGUUUAGUGAAUGAUUUGUCCCAAAUACAAUGCUUUUAGUUUUGGAAAUAUUUAGGACUUUCCACCCAUUCUGAAACUAACUGCAGCUCUUUGUUAAGUGUGGCAGUAAUUUCAGUCGCUGUAGUAGCUGACGUGUAGUGUUGAGUCAUCCGCAUACAUAGACACACUGGCUUUACUCAAACAGCUACCCCGGGGAAUUCCUGAUUCUACCUGGAUUAUGUUUGAGAGGCUUCCAUUAAAGAACACCCUCUGUGUUCUGUUAGACAAGUAACUCUUUAUCCACAUUAUAGCAGGAGGUGUAAAGCCAUAAUACAUAUGUUUUUCCAGUCAUUUUCUUAAUGGGUACGUGCUUAUUAGUAACUGGAAUAAGCAAUUUCAUAAAUGUGUCAAGUGCAGCUUCUGGUUGCUCCUCAUUACACAUCAAAGACCAGCAAAUAUUAUUUACCUCAUCAACAUAUGACUCACUACAAACUUCUUGUAUGACCUCUUAAACACUAUAUUAGGCUCAGCCGUUGGAACUAUUCUAAAAUGGAUUAAAUAAAAGUGUAAUGAUCACUUUAAUGGUACUGUAUUUCAAACACUCUGGUCAGUUAUGUUUGUUUUAGACCAUAGCUGUCAACACUUGACCGUUUUUACUUUGUUAUCUUAUUUAAAAAAUUGAAGGUUAUGAGAACUUGAGUGACUACCAUACUGUCUCACACACAUCUGUGUGGUUCAGAGACCGUUUCUAUCCAUAGGCAUUGUGGGUACUGAAUAGUGGACUGAAUGGCUGACACACAUAGGCCUGCUGUUUAUUUUAUACUUAAAUACAGUCUGUAAGUAAAUAUAUUUUGUAGUUGGUUAAUGAUGAAACAUGAUAAAUCCACACUAGACAUGUUUGUGUUUUAUUCUUCACUUUUUUUUUAAAUAAAUCAAAUGUUAGCCUACUUUCAUGGUGUUUGUGGGUGGUUUUCUAAAUUCUUCACUUUUUUUAUCAAAUGUUGUAAGAUACACAAUGUUGUGAGGUACUUUGUUG
Molecule: messenger RNA, 3667 nt
Organism: Salvelinus fontinalis (brook trout)
Lineage: Eukaryota; Metazoa; Chordata; Actinopteri; Salmoniformes; Salmonidae
Product: OX-2 membrane glycoprotein-like
Exons: 6
Coding region: 41-982 (313 amino acids)
Molecular function (GO): cell-cell adhesion mediator activity
Source: RefSeq, a predicted model, not a curated record